UAUAUAUAUUCACGUAUGUAUAGCUCAAGGAAUUAAUCAAGGAGGAGAUGCCUAGCACCAUAUUUGUUUGGCUUAUCUUGCUUAUACUAAUAUGUAUUUUUGGAGCAAGUGGAGCUCAAGCAAGCAAUGGGACUCUUCCUGAGGAUGAAAUGAAUGCUCUUCGGGAAAUAGCUGCACAAUUGGGGAAAAAAGAUUGGGAUUUCAGGCUGAACCCUUGUGAUACCAGGAACUCGAACUGGCAAACACCAAGACCCAACGAAACACCACUCAUUCAUAACAACACUCUCAACUGCAAUUGCUCUUUUCCUAAUGGCGUAUGCCACGUCAUUAGCAUAUUUCUUAAAGGGCAGGACCUUGCUGGUGUGCUACCGCCAUCUUUGGUAAAGUUACCGUACAUCAAGACAAUUGAUUUCACUCGCAACUAUCUCAGUGGUACAAUACCCCAGGAAUGGGCUUCUACCAAAUUGGAAUAUAUGUCUCUUACUAUCAACCGCUUAUCAGGACCCAUCCCACCCUACUUGGGAAACAUUACAACUCUCGUUUAUCUGAGCUUAGAGAUAAAUCAAUUUAGUGGUACUGUUCCAGCUGAGCUUGGGAAGCUGCCCAACUUGGUGAAUCUAAUUCUCAAUGAUAACAAUCUCACGGGAGAGUUGCCAAUGGAGCUCAGCAAUCUAACCAAAUUGACAGAACUUAGGUUAAGCGGCAACAACUUUACUGGAAAAUUACCCAGUUUCCAAAGUUGGAAACAACUUCGGAUGUUAGAGAUACAAGCUGGUGGUUUCGAAGGACCCAUACCUUCUAGCAUUUCUGUCUUAAAUUACUUAACCGAAUUAAGGAUCAGUGACUUAUAUGGAGGAAAUCCAGUUUCAGCUUUUCCGCAGCUAGGAGACAUGAAAGGAAUGCAAUAUUUGAUUUUGAGGAGCUGCAAUAUAUCUGAUGCAAUCCCUGAAUAUAUAGCAGAAAUGAAAGAGUUGAAAUAUUUAGACCUCAGCUUCAAUAAGUUGGAAGGGGAGAUUCCAAACCUUGACGGACUCACAAAUGUGACGGACAUGUAUCUGACAAGCAACCUGCUUUCUGGACCUAUACCAGAGUGGAUCAAGGGGAGAGGUCCUAGCUACCAUAUAGAUCUCUCUUACAAUAACUUUUCGGAGGACUCUGUACCGAAUUUCUGUCCGGAUAGCCUAAACUUGUUCAGAAGCUUCUCAAAUGGGAACAACUUGGAAUUGGGAAAGUGCUUGAAGGAAUAUUAUCCUUGUUCAGAAAACCAAUAUUCAUUUCAUAUCAAUUGCGGCGGAGCAAAAAUUACUAUCGGAAAUACCACUUAUGAAGCAGAUGAAGACCCAGGAAAUUCAGCAAAAUUUGUUCCUAAAGUAGCAAAUUGGGGAACUAGUACCACUGGGGACUUCUGGAGACGUGAGGCAGAUAAAGAUUACAUAGCGAAAAAUGUAUCUGUCUUGACAAUGAAUGACUCUGAAUUGUUCACAAGGGCUCGCCUGUCUCCUCUAUCUCUCACUUAUUAUGGGCGUUGCUUGGCAAAUGGGAACUAUACUGUGACACUCCACUUUGCUGAGAUAAUUUUCAGAGAUAACCGAUCUUUUCAGAGUCUUGGAAGACGGAUGUUUCAUGUUUAUAUACAGAAUGAGCUAGUUUUGAAGGAUUUUGAUAUUGAACGUGAAGCACAAGGGGUUGAUAAGGUGUUUAUAAAGAAAUUGAAAACAAUUGUGAAGGAUAAAACUUUAGAAAUUCGCUUUCAUUGGGCUGGGAAAGGAACAACAGCCGUCCCUAUUAGAGGAACCUAUGGCCCUCUUGUGUCAGCAAUUUCUGUGGAAUCUGACAACCCUCCUGAUGGAGAAAAGAAGAUAUCCAUUAUAGUUGGAGCUGUGGCUUCGGCAUUAUUCCUCAUUCUCAUAGUUCUUGGUAUUGCUUGGUGGAAAGGCGUUUUUGGGAACAGAAACUCAAGGGAACAAGAUCUGAGAGGAUUAGACUUGCAAACUGGAUUAUUUACCUUUAGACAAAUUAAAGCCGCCACUAAUAACUUUGAUAUUGCAAACAAGAUAGGAGAAGGUGGUUUUGGAUCUGUCUACAAGGGCAUACUACUGGAUGGUACCGUAAUUGCUGUUAAGCAACUUUCUUCCAAAUCAAAACAAGGAAAUCGUGAAUUCGUGAAUGAAAUAGGCAUGAUUUCUGGUUUACAGCACCCUAAUGUCGUAAGAUUGUAUGGAUGUUGUACUGAACGUAAACAAUUACUAUUGGUAUAUGAAUACAUGGAGAAUAAUAGCCUCGCCAGUGCUUUGUUUGGUCCAAAGGAAGGGAAAUUGAAAUUGGACUGGCCUUCAAGGCAAAGAAUUUGUAUUGGCAUUGCAAAAGGCAUAUCUUUCCUCCAUGAGGAAUCUACAUUGAAAAUGGUUCAUAGAGACAUCAAGGCUACCAAUGUACUGCUUGAUAGGGAUCUUAACCCUAAAAUAUCCGACUUUGGUUUGGCCAAGCUUGACGAAGAGGAGAACACCCACAUUAGCACCAGAAUUGCUGGAACCAUAGGAGACAUGGCACCAGAAUAUGCAUUAUGGGGUUACUUGACCUACAAAGCAGAUGUGUAUAGUUUUGGAGUUGUUGCAUUGGAGAUUGUUGCUGGAAAGAACAACAUAAAAUAUCGUCCUGAUGAGAAUUAUGUCUGUCUUCUGGAUUGGGCCUUCGUUUUACAACAAAAAGGAAAUCUAAUGGAGUUAUUGGAUCCAAAAUUGGGUUCCACUUUCAACAAAGAAGAGGCAUUAAGAAUGAUACAAGUAGCACUGUUAUGCACUAAUCCAUCUCCCGCACUUAGGCCUACCAUGCCUGCAGUAGUAAGCAUGCUUGAGGGUCGUAUCAAGGUUCAGAAUUUAGUGGCAGAUCCAAAUAUCUAUGGUGAUGAAUCAAGGUUCGAAGCUCUCAGAGGCAAGUAUGAUGAGCUGCAACUCCAGAGCUCAAGUGACACUCAGACGUUUGAUUCAUCCUAAGUAACACGAAAUGGCUCUUCCUUCACUUGUGCCCAGGAUCUCCAUCGAAUCGAUUUUGCUCCUCAGUAAUGAAACAAUGGUGAGAACAAGGUAGCCUAGAGAAUUGCAUAGAUAGGGAAAAAAAAAUGCAGUAGUUUCUUCGUAUUCUUCCUCCAUCCUACAGAAAAACAAUGUUUUUCUAUGUUCUGUCUAAUGGAUAGGAAACAGUUCUUCUAAACCUUUGGUAUAGGUUCAAAUCCUAUUGGACGUAAUUUUUUUUUAAUUUUUAUGUCAAGAAAGACAUUUUGAAUGAUUUGAAUUAGAGACGUUUGAUUACUAGAA
Molecule: messenger RNA, 3314 nt
Organism: Cornus florida
Lineage: Eukaryota; Viridiplantae; Streptophyta; Magnoliopsida; Cornales; Cornaceae
Product: probable leucine-rich repeat receptor-like serine/threonine-protein kinase At3g14840
Exons: 24
Coding region: 48-2993 (981 amino acids)
Biological process (GO): protein phosphorylation
Molecular function (GO): protein binding; ATP binding; protein kinase activity
Source: RefSeq, a predicted model, not a curated record